AUGGCAGCAACACGUUCACAGGUCGUGAGGCUCAUUGAGAAGAUUCCCAUUGAUCACCUGAGACCGCAUGCGAACUUCCAGCAGAAUCUCAUGCAACGGCUCGACAAGUUCAGUGCACGCGAUGUCUCUGCACUGGAAGCUAUCGCCUCCGACAAGUUCAAAAUCGAUAAUCCUCUUUCGAGCAAGCUCAUGCGACCUGCAUUCAACCCAAACUAUUAUGAGAAAUUGAUGGCGAGUUUGAGGGGUUCACAGACAUCCUCGAGCCCAUUCCACUUCAUCACAAAGUACUUCAGGUGGAAGUGA
This is a messenger RNA of Protomyces lactucae-debilis, 303 nucleotides long. RefSeq lists its product as uncharacterized. Bases 1 to 303 code for a protein of 100 amino acids. Gene Ontology annotation, biological process: mitochondrial respiratory chain complex III assembly. The record is from RefSeq and is a predicted model, not a curated record. The transcript has 2 exons. Gene Ontology annotation, cellular component: Cbp3p-Cbp6 complex; mitochondrion. NCBI's taxonomy places the organism in Eukaryota, Fungi, Ascomycota, Taphrinomycetes, Taphrinales, Protomycetaceae. Gene Ontology annotation, molecular function: ribosome binding.